AAAAAAAAUGGAUCAUACCUGUUGCUGUUCUUAUUACCGGUAUCAUUUUUUUGUGGCAUACUGUAUUCAUAAUAAAACUGGUCUUGGAAGGAAAUGUAUAGAAAGAUUCUGUCCAUAUCCUAAUUUAGAUAUGGAACUGUAUGUUGAAGCACCACAAAGUGACAGAUCAGUUGUUGAUGGAAAUGCUACAGUGGAAGAUGAAAGGGUUCCCAGUCACAUGCUAUUUGUAUUUUUAAGUUAUAAAUUUUAAGGUUUAUGUAAGAAAUCAUUCCUAGGACAAAAUAUCUCUUAUACAUCAAACACACCAAAUAAACCACAAAUGUUUGUCACAUUUGCUUUCAAUUACUAGUGAACACUGAAUACUUUUUUGAAUGAUAUAAAUAAGACUUUGACAAAACUAAUUAUUAAUAUUUAUGCAAUACCAUAGUUGUAUCAUAGUUUGGAGACAUUUCUGUUGAAAAUGUGUCAGGGUUAAAUCAUAUACAUAUACAUGCACAGUGCGUUAACUGGAGUGCGGGUAUUAGUUACCCGCACUCCAGAGCAUGCCCAUUGAUUGGCUCAUUUUUGCUGGGGUUUACAUAUUGUGACGGCAGAGAAAGGGAAAGCGACAGAAAUGUCAUAUUCAGAUGUUCGUUCAUUGGUUCAUUUUUGCCGGGAUUUCAUAUUGUGACAACAGGGAACGGGCUUUUUUGUUUGACUAUGAUACAAAAGAGAAAGAACACCAAAACACUCGGCAAUCUGAUUAAUACUCGGGGGCUACGCCCCCUCGUACAAAUCAGAUAGCCUCGUGUUUCGGUGCUCUUUCUAUUACUUAUUUGCCUCAAUAUAGUGAAGGGUGCCAGGGGUAUAAUGUUUCUUUUUGCUCUUAUUGGAGUAAUGAACAUUUUGACUCAAUGAUGACUGAAAUUGUCAUUAUACAUCCCUCCCUUCACCAGGUGUCUUUUGAUUCUGUGACAAAGUGCACAACAUCCUGUUGCCAUUACUUAUUCUUAUAGUCAAACAAAUGUGUUUAAAGAAUACUAGGUUCCCUCAAAUUGUCAAUGCAAGCCAUAUUUUUCAACAUAAACAUUUGUGACGUCAUGACUUGAUGACGUCAUGGUGGAAAGGGUUAUGAAUAGUUUCAAUGUGAACCAUAAUUAUAUAGAAUUCUUGAAAACUAAUAAUUUGUACAAUUUUGUGGGUUCGAUUACAUUCCCAGCAUGUACCAGUGGCACCUUUUAUUGUACCCCCACUAUAGAGGGGGGGGGGCAUUUAGAUUUACCCUUGUCCGUCCGUCCGUUCUCUUUUUGUGUCCCACAUAGCUCAAAAAGUAAUUGACCUAGUGUCAUGAAACCUUACAGGAAUGUUUAUCAGCAUGUGAAGUUGUGCACCUGGGUAUUUUCAUGUGGAUAUAUUUAGUAUUUUUAGAGUAAUUGCCCUUGACUUAGUAAAAAUUUGCAAUUUUCAACUUGUGUCGCAAGUAACUCAAAAAAUAUUUGACCUAGAGUCAUGAAACCUCUCUGGAAUGUUGAUCAAUAUGUAUACUUGUGCACCUGGGUAUUUUUGUGUGGAUAUAUUUAGUAUUUUUAGAGUAAUUGCCCUUGAAUUAUUAAAAAUUUCCAAUUUUCAACUUGUGUCGCAUGUAACUAAAAAUAUUUGACCUAGAGUCAUGAAAACUUACAAGAAUGUUGCUCAGCAUGUGUAGUUGUGUACCUUUAUAUUUUGUGUGGAUAUUUUUAGUAUUUUUACAGUUAUUGCCCUUGACUUAGUAAAAAUUUGCAAUUUUCAACUUGUGUCACACGUAACUCAAAAAAUAUUUGACCUUGAGUCACGAAACCUUACAGGAAUAUUGAUCAGCAUAUGAAGUUGUGCAUCUGGGUAUUUUCGUGUGGAUGUUUCGAGUAUUUUUUAAAGUUAUUGCCCUUGACAUAAUAAGAAUUUACAAUAUUCAACUUGUGUUGCACGUCACUCAAUAAGUAUUUGACCUGUAGGCCUGAAAGUUUGUUGGUCAGCAUGUGUACUUAUGCACCUUGGGGUUUUCUUGUAGAUUUAUUCAGUAUCAGUAUUUGUAGUAUUUGCACAUUUCUUAAUAAAAGAUUUUUAGUUUUCAACUUGGGCACAUGUAGCCAAAAAAAUUUUGACCUAGAGACAAAAGAUUGACAAAUCGGUGGAGUGUGGGGGCAACCGUGUCCUAUGGACACAUUUCUAUUUUAAUUAUACCUUAGCAAUAAAGUAGCAGACUGUUUAUGAACCACUUAGGCCCAUAUAUUAUUAGUUUCAAGAUAGAAAAUAAAUCAGUUUGAAUAACUUUUUAGCGCGACUAUAUGAAGUAUAUAGAGAGUUGUCCUACUCGCCCCAGCGUCGGCGUCAAGAUUUCAUGUGGGAAAAAACAUGUUUACAUUUGCAAUUUUGCAGAUGUGAAUAUGAACAUAAUGAUAUCAGUUUAAGAUUAAGUCAUUAAAUCUACAUUUCAUUCAUGGUUAACAAUAUUUAUUGUUCCUUGUCAUUAAGAGCCUUAAUAAUUAGGUGAGCAAUAUCAUAUUAGGGCCAUUAUGGCCCAUUUGUUUGUGAUAACAUAAAUUACUCUAUUCUUUAUUUUCUAAUUUAGACAUGGAACCGUAUGUUGAAGUACCACAAAAUGGCAGAUCAGUUGUUGAUGGAAAUGCUACAGUGGAAGAUGAAACUAAAAUUAGAUCAUCAAGAAAGGCACCAAUUUGUGAAGAAGAGGAUACGUCUACACCUAGUCUAAGACAUUCACAACCAAUUGUUAUUCAUAAACACCAAUAUAUCUACCAAGGUCCUGUAGUAAAGACUAAGGGUAAAAAUGCUCAGAUAUCUAUUGGUAGUAACAAAGGGGAAAUGCAAAUAAAGCAUGCUUUUGAUGGUGAAGAUGAACCACUGUUAUCUGACCAAGAUUAUGAAGAUGAAAUCCAACAAAGAGUUCCUGUUGAGGUUCAUGAUACAAUACCUCAUCCUAAUGUAGAACAAGGGAAUAAUGAUAAUAAGAAUGAUAAAUAUAUAAAUUAUAAUGAUGUAAAUAGAGGAGAAGUUUUUGAUAGUGCCAAUGAUGAAAAUGAAAAAGAUGGUGGACAUGAAAAUAAUGAAACAAGUCUUAAAUCAGACAAAGUUAGAGGUAACUCUUCAGAUGAAAGAAAAAUUGAGACGGAUAAAUCUGCCACUAAACAGCUAUCAGGAACAGACAGGAAAGAAAAGUCAACUGAGAAAAUAUUAAAAAGAGGAAUGUCUGAAUCACAUGAAAGCUUGUUCAACAUCGAAGAUGUAAAAGCUAAAUUCAAUAAUAUGGAUGAAUACAAACUUAUGAUCGAAUACGCAUUGGAUGGUAGUUUGACGUAUCUACUGAAAAAUAUGGAACCGAUGUCAAUUCAUACACGUUUCACAGAAAGGCAUAUGUUUGACUUUAUACCAUUGCGAAAUAUUACUGAGGAAAAGAAUAAAACCGACAAAUCAAGAGAAAUUGUACGCCUAGUGAGACAAACUGGUGAAGGUAACUACAACAAAUUUAAAAAAUGCUUGAGAGAUACAAAACAAAAUGGUUGUCUGCGAAAGAUAUUGAAAGUACAGAAUGAAUAUUUAGCUAAAAUAAAUCAACAAUGUACUGAACGCAGCCGUCGUGAUAGUGCUCUUAGUCAAAGUGAUUCAGAUAUUUAUAGCACAAUAAAUAGUCAGACACUUGAUGAUGAUACAUUUAUAUCAGAUAUACCUGAACACACAGAGCAAUCAGGAACAAAUAUUCCUGAACACACAGAGCAAGCGGGCACAGGGGUAGUUCCUAUUUUACCAUCACAGGAAGCUAAGAGUCCCUGCAAAGCAGGACCUACUAUUGUUCCUGCUCCCAGUGAUUCAUUAGAAGAUAUACAGCAGAAUGAUCAAACUGAAAGUAAACCAAAAGCAAAUCUUUCAGAAGUAGAAGAUAAGAGCAAAAAGAAUUUAGAUGAACUAUCAACAAUAUUAAUGGUCGGUAGUGACUGGAACAGUGGUGAAAGAGAGCAAAGAUUUAAAACGUGUGUUGAAAUGUGUAAAGAAAUAAAUGAUAAAAUGCCAGAAUUAGCUUCUAAGAUAUUCCUACCACUUCAGCCUGUGAAAGUUCUUCCUAACACUGUUAUCUAUAGGAAUACACCACAAGGGUUUCAAGCAUAUCGGUCAAGUGGGGACGACAACUCCUGUUUAUAUCAAAGUGUAAGCUUAUUGUUGAGUGGGACAGAAAACUUACAGUUCAGUCUCAGAUUAAUGACUGCCAUACAUGCUGUUUCAUCAUUUAAAAUGUAUAAAAAACAAAUGUUAGGGCAUAAUAAUGAUGCUAAAUAUUGGAAGAUGUUCUUCAUGCAACAUAUGAAUGACCAACUGAUUACAGAAAUACAAACAUUUGAAAAUGCUGAAACUAUUAUUGAUGUAUGCUUAAAAGUGUUGAUAAUGGAAACAGCUCUUCUUGGAAAAGAUAGUAGUGUAUUACAUGUUGGUUUUCUGUGUGAGGCUUUAGGAAUAAAUAUACUGCAACACUUUCAACAUAAAACACAGUAUGGCGACAUAUCAGAGGAAGUUCCUUGGAUCAAACAUUUACUUGGUGAAAGCAUUGAUGUUACUCGGCCUGACCUGCACAUAUUUUGGGUAAACCAUGCUGGCAUUGUAAAUGGCAGAUUGGAUCAUAUAGUUCCUUUAUUGAAAAUACCAGAAGAUACCUCAUAAUGUGACUAUCUUUUGUUGAAAUCCAUCAUUGACUGGCUAAUCAAAGAGUUAGAAAUCAAAAAGGUAUAGUUGGCAGUAUAUGUUUGUAACAAACAGGGAAAAUUUAAAUUUGUAUCUAACCUUUGAAGUUAUUGUGUGUAUAUCAUUAUAAUAUAUUAUCAUAAUAAUUGGCAGGAAGUUACAUAGUAUUUGACAUUGUUGACAGUUGAAAUUAUGAGGUUUAGGCCGUUUUGAUUGUUUAGAGCCUCUUGUUGAAAUUGCUGAUAUUGCUGACUUCAAACCACUGAACCUUAUUGUAGGGGGAAAAAUGGCAUUUCUACUCAGGUACCCGCUUGUGCCUGAAAUAAUGCAUAGAGGGACAAAUGAAGUCCCCCUCCACCAAUAAAGCUUGAAAGUUGCCAUAUGUUGGUUACAUUAGAAUGAAAAUGAUAAAAAUAUAUUAAUUGUUGGAUGCUGAAGUUGUUGUAUGGUGGAAUGAUUGUGGAAGGAUGAAGUCUUAUUUAGAGUGCUGACAUUGCUGAUAUCAUAUACCAUUACCAUAAUUAUACCUGUCAUUAUAAAAUAUACAAUUUGCAUAAGGAAUAAUGUGCCAUAGUUUUUAUAAUUGUGCUAAGUAAAACACUCAUUUAGUUCACUGUGAUCUCAUAGCUGACAAAGGUUCUCGAAUAAUUUUUACAUAUGUUUAUGGAGGGAUGCAAUGAUAUUCUAUGCAUGUAGAUAGUGUCA
This is a messenger RNA of Ruditapes philippinarum (Manila clam), 5409 nucleotides long. RefSeq lists its product as uncharacterized. Bases 2590 to 4683 code for a protein of 697 amino acids. Lineage: Eukaryota; Metazoa; Mollusca; Bivalvia; Venerida; Veneridae. The transcript has 10 exons. The record is from RefSeq and is a predicted model, not a curated record.